Messenger RNA from Setaria italica (foxtail millet), 534 nucleotides. Its product is annotated as mucin-7-like. NCBI's taxonomy places the organism in Eukaryota, Viridiplantae, Streptophyta, Magnoliopsida, Poales, Poaceae. Bases 1 to 534 code for a protein of 177 amino acids. The transcript has 2 exons. The record is from RefSeq and is a predicted model, not a curated record.
AUGGCGUCAUCCAAUGUGAAGAGGGGCCUCUGCGGGUCGUCACGAGACGACCAAUGCAGGACGGACCCGCUCCACACCUUGGGAACGGGAGUGGCCGAGGCAGGGGCGGGAGCCGACCUUGACGCCGCUGUGAAGAUGAGCACCACCAUCCCAGAAGCUGUCGGGCUCACCGACGGUCCCGGCGCACGCGCCCCUGCCCCCGUCGAGGCCGCCGCGGGUCCGCCCAUCGGCGCCACCACCUCCGACGCGAGUGCCGGAGCAAGUGUCCCUGUGGCCACCUCACCCUCCAUUGCGACCAACGAGGCAAGCGUCCCCGCCCCUGUCGGGGCCUCCGGAGCAGGCACCUCCGCCUCCGUCACCACUGCCACCUCCGCCGUGGCUUCCCGGGCCGAAGUCCCCGUCUCCGUCACCGCCGCCUCCUCCGUCGCGGCUGCCGAGGCGGGCGUCCCUGCCUCCUCCGCCGCUGCUGUCCCCACCGUGGCCGCGGGGGCAGACUCUCCUUCCCCCGUCGUCGUCGCCGUCCCCAACGCUUAG